AUGCUGGAUGAGCUUGAUAACGUCUUCGACGACCACCCGUCCUUGGACGCGUCGCUCGAGGAUUUCGAGAGCAACACAAACCCUCACAGGUCGCCCAUGUUCCAUCUGCCGUCCCAGCACUCGGGCUUCCGAUCUGAAGAGUCGGAUGGAGAAGAUGAACUGGAGGAUCCCGUGCAGGAGCGCUGGUCGCCUCCGGGUUUCCAACAUGAAUACGAAAAGGGCAGAGCAUGGUAUACUCACCAGCCCUACAUGCGCAAAGGUGAUCCCCACCUCAAGCCCACAGUCGGGCUUAGCGUCUCCCCGUCGCAAUCGCGUGAGCCCAGUCCACAGUAUGAGGACGCGCUCGAGGAUCCAGUGAAGAGAGGUGAUCGUGCGACCCCUGGUGACAUCUCUGUAGCGGCAAAUGUGCCUCUGCCGGCGGGUGCAGAUACCCCCCUCCAUGGACGAUCCCCCAGUCCACCCCCGGCCCCGAGUACGGAUCGCACCGCCCGCCCGAGUCCAGAGGACGACGGUUUUGGCGCCGAGAACUUGAGUAAUUACAUUCGCUUUGCAGUGCGUGCAGAAGUCCAGCACCGAGAACCGAUUGCUGCGAUAUUUGGCUAUUUGCGCUCAAAGUUUGAACGCAUGACCAGCUCCAAGUCUAACACUACAUUGUCUGUGAUCGUUCUCUUGCUCACCGUCGCGUUCAUGCGCGCCCUGGUCCUCCCAGGUCUUCCCCAGUCCAUCCCAGAUUUGGUCAAGCUCUCCGGGUUCGCGCGCUCCUUCGAGCCGCUCAUCUACUACUCGGAGAACGGCGUGCAACAAAUCGGCACGCUACAAGAAACAGGUGUCGCAGUCUGGGAUCUGAGCGAAUCAGUCCGCGGCACGAAUAUGACCAGCGCCCCGAUCAUCGUCCACCAGCUCGAUGAGCUCUCCGACUCCCUCAAGUCCCUCUCCCUGGAACUCACGCGCUUCUUCGCAAACGUCGAUUCCGAUAUCGACUCCAUUCUUAUAGUCAUGGACUGGGCGAAGCGCGAGCUCGAGACUUUAUCCGCCCAACCUCCUUCCUCUCUGCCAACCAUCGUCUUCGACAACAUGCACAACAUGCUCUCACGCCUCGGUGCACUGGAGAACUCCGUCUCAGAGGGUGUCCCAACAUCAACAACCCCCCUCGGCCAUCUAGUGAUGGCCGUCUUCGGGCCAACAUCCGCCCAGCGCACCCGCACAACCCUAACGCGCACCUUCACCGAAUUCCUCUCCGUGCUAGAAGAGUCCAUCAACAGUGAACUCACCCACUCAACCGCACUCUUCGCUCUAUUCGAAUCAAUAGACCGUCAAUUCCUGAACCUACAGCGCACCGUCGUCCGCGAAUCAGACGCCCAGGAGCGCGCCGAAGGUGAAAUGCUCUCAUCACUUUGGACGCGCGUGCUGGGCCCCGACGCCGUGGCAGUCCGCAAGUACGAGAAGAACAAGAAACUCCUGGCGAACGUGCGCUCCCGCACAGUCGCAAACAAGCACCUUCUCGUCGACCACCGCGGCCGACUCCUCACCCUCAAAGUGAAUCUCGAAACUCUGCGGAGAAAACUGGUCUCUCCGCUCGUGCGUCGCAAUGACUCCGUCAGCUUCGUGGGGUCAGUUGAUGGGAAUGGAAAUGGAAACUCAGGGCCUGGGCGGAUGCUCGGGCCUGUUGAGGCCGUUAUUGAUGGUCAGAUACGUGGGCUGGAGGGCACGUAUGAUUAUCUGCGGUCUGUGAGGGAGCGACAGAAAGCGAAGCUGAUGGAGAUGGUUUAUGGGGCAGGCAAGAGACCCAGUCAGGCGAUGAUUGACGGGCUGGACAGUGAUGAGUGA
Molecule: messenger RNA, 1827 nt
Organism: Penicillium olsonii
Lineage: Eukaryota; Fungi; Ascomycota; Eurotiomycetes; Eurotiales; Aspergillaceae
Source: the annotation of a GenBank genome assembly